AUGGGGUUUGUCAACGUUCUACAUAGGAUGUUUGGAGAGGCAGUAAGAAAUGGGAGAUUAUUGCCGUUACUGGUGGGUAGAGAGCAUGUCGAGUUGUCACAUUUACAGUUUGCGGAUGAUACGGUUCUAUUCUGCCCCCCGGAGGAAGAGACUAUAAAGAAUUACAAGAGGAUCCUUCGCUGUUUUGAACUUAUGUCGGGGUUGAGUAUCAACUAUGAUAAGUCUAGCUUGAUUCCUAUUAACUGUGAUGUUCAGUGGGUACAACGUAUGUGCAGUGUACUGGGCUGUAAGGAAGCAUCUCUCCCAGUGAAAUAUUUGGGGAUCCAACUAGGAGCAAAUCCGAGAUUGGUGAAGACUUGGAAGCCCAUCAUAGAAAAAGUGGAGGAGAAGCUGAGCCUCUGGAAAGCUAAGGUACUCAAUAAGGCUGGUAAGCUGGUGCUUAUCAAAUCUGUUUUGAAUAGCCUGCCUGUCUAUUAUUUGAGUUUGUAUAAAAUGCCAAAGGCUGUUGCAGAGAAACUGAUUUCCCUACAGAGAAGGUUCCUAUGGAGUAAAGAGGAUGGUAGGCUUGGUAUGGCCAUGAUCAGGUGGGAGGUGGUACAGGCUCCCAAGAAGCUAGGCGGACUAGGUGUUGGGGAUGCCAUGGUGCGUAACGCAGCCCUCCUAUUUAAGUGGUGGUGGCGUUUCUCAAAGGAGGACUGUCCCUUAUGGAAGAAGGUGGUGUGCUCAUGCAACAAUCUGAAUCCCAGUGUGAUGCUGUCUGCCCAAGUACUACCCACUCGGGGGGGCCAUGGAAGGACAUCUGCCAAAUACAGUUCAAGGAUCAACGAGUAA
Molecule: messenger RNA, 831 nt
Organism: Arachis stenosperma
Lineage: Eukaryota; Viridiplantae; Streptophyta; Magnoliopsida; Fabales; Fabaceae
Exons: 1
Coding region: 1-831 (276 amino acids)
Source: RefSeq, a predicted model, not a curated record